UCGCGCCCCGGCCCCGCCUUCUCCCCACCGCGCGGCGGCGGCGGCGGCGGCGGCGCAGGGCGGCCGCGCGGGUGUUGGCAGCAGCGGCGGCGGCAGCCCGCGCCGCCCCCUGGCCUCGGCUGCCCAGGGCGAGCCGGAGCGCGGCCGGCCUCUCGCGGCGCGGCGGCCGGGAGCCCCGGGAAAGUUAGCAGCCCGAGCGCCGAGAUGCCGGGGAGCGACACGGCCCUCACUGUGGACCGGACCUACUCCGACCCGGGCCGGCACCACCGCUUCAAGAGCCGGGUGGGACGGCAUGACAUGAACACCCUCAGCCUGCCCCUGAGCAUCCGCCGCGGGGGCUCAGACACCAACCUCAACUUCGAUGUCCCAGAUGGCAUCCUGGACUUCCACAAGGUCAGACUCAGCGCGGACAGCCUGAGGCAGAAAAUCCUGAAGGUCACCGAGCAGAUAAAAAUCGAGCAGACGUCCCGGGAGGGGGACGUGGCCGAGUACCUGAAGCUGGUCAGCAGCGCCGACAAGCAGCAGGCGGGCCGCAUCAAGCAGGUGUUCGAGAAGAAGAACCAGAAGUCGGCGCACGCCAUCGCCCAGCUGCAGAAGAAGCUGGAGCAGUACCGCCGAAAGCUCCGCGAGCUCGAGCAGAACGGUGCCCCCCGCAGCGCCAAGGACCUGGCCAAGGAGCCCCCGAAGGACGCCCAGGCCGCUCUGAAGGAGGCGCCGACCAAGGCCCGCGCCGGCCCGGCCGGCCUGGAGGCGGCCAGGUCGGGCCUGCCGGGGGUGUCGCUCACCCCUCCCGUGUUCGUCUUCAGCAAGUCCAGAGAGUUCGCCAACCUGAUCCGCAAUAAGUUCGGCAGCGCGGACAACAUCGCGCACCUCAAAACCUCCUUGGAGGAGUUCCGGCCCGAGGCCAGCGCCCGGGCCUACGGGGGCAGCGCCACCAUCGUGACCAAGGCCAAGUACGGCAGCGAUGACGAGUGCUCGAGCGGCACGUCGGGCUCGGCCGACAGCAACGGGAACCAGUCGUUCGGGGCCGGGGGUGGCCCGGGCAAGCUCGCAGCCAUCCUGGAGGAGCUGCGCGAGAUCAAGGACACCCAGGCGCAGCUGGCCGAGGACAUCGAGGCGCUGAAAGUGCAGUUCAAGCAGGAGUACGGCUUCAUCUCCCAGACCCUGCAGGAGGAGAGAUACAGGUAUGAGCGGCUGGAAGAUCAGCUCCACGACCUCACAGACCUGCAUCAGCACGAGACGGCCAACCUGAAGCAGGAGCUGGCCAGCAUCGAGGAGAAGGUGGCCUACCAGGCCCACGAGCGGUCGCGGGACAUCCAGGAAGCCCUGGAGUCCUGCCAGACUCGCAUCGCGAAGCUCGAGCUCCACCAGCAGGAGCAGCAGGCGCUGCAGACGGACUCGGUGAACGCCAAGGUCCUGCUGGGGAAGUGCAUCAACGUGGUGCUGGCCCUCAUGGCCGUCCUCUUGGUGUGCGUGUCCACCAUGGCCAAGUUCAUCGCGCCCAUGAUGAAGAGCCGCUUGCACAUUCUCGGCACCUUCUUCGCCGUGACUCUCCUUGCGAUAUUUUGUAAAAACUGGGACCACAUUCUGUGCGCCAUCGAAAGGGUAAUAAUACCCAGAUGAAGCCGCCGCCUUCCGUCCUCAGUCCUUUGAGUUGUUAUUUCAAAGAAAACUGUGCAGACGACCACAUCCUAAAACGAACGGCUGUGCCGACGCAGGAGUACGAGGACCAGGGCUGUAGCACGGUAGCGCGGUCCAGCUCGGGCCCUCGUCCUUGGCUCGUGAGAAUCUCUUUCCAGACGGUCCCCGCCUUGCGCACUGCCUUAGUCAGGCCAGGUCUCCAGCCCACCUGCCUACCCAGCUUGGCCAACCUCUGGUUGGUGAGUGCUUGGCCUAAUUAGUGACCCAGCAGAAAAGGGACGUAAGACGCUCACUCCCUCUCUCUUGGGUCUCUGUCAAAAUCACCCUUUCCUGAGUUGCGUUUUCCGCGGGUCCCGUAAGCAGCAGGGGUGACGGGAGGGGGCGAAGCACAGGUGUUGCCCCUGUGAACACGUGUGGUCCAUGGGGUUACAGUAAGCCCUGUGUCAUCCAUCCCACCGUCCACUGAUGACCAUAGGUCCCACGUGUGCCCAGUGUCCACAGUGGCCAACUGUGUGUGACUCUCCGUCCCAUGGAAGUCUUGUAACACCCCUGUCUGUCCAGCCGAUGUCCAGCUUCCGUGUCCGGUUGCGCUGUAAAUGGUAACACGUGAGCACUGAUGAACAGGCUUUGGCUUCCUGUGUCCAGGGAGCUGCACACUGGGUUUCACCCGGCUGUCAAAUGCACCAUCUUCCGGGCACGCAGACACGCUUCCCAAUCCCUCUUCAAACUGUGGCUCUCACUUCUAAUUGCGGUCCGACCCGCACCACCCCGGGCUUUGUGUUCAGCACACCUUCGUCGCUCUAGGCCCCUCUGAGGACCUGGUUCCCUUCCUGUGAUCGGCCGUAUUCACCGUCCUCGAGGGAUGGCAACGCUUGCUCAGUAAAUGAGAACCAAGGAUGCUGCUGUCGCAGGGUUUUUCCUCUUCAAGCAGGACAACAGGAUCCGAGUUUCUAAAGCUCAAGUGCCCUGAGGAAGGCACCCCGAAAGGGGGAGGGAAAUGCGACGUGUGAUCUGAGCGGGUGGCAGCCGGAUCAGCGGGCGCGGCUCACCAGGACGAAGCUGGAGAGGCUCCUCCUCGGACCCCGAGAGACCAGCGAGAAGAGGGUCCGUUAGAUCUGGGGUCUGAGCCAAGGGUGCCAUCUGUCUCCUAGGAUCUUGCUGACCAUACGUCCUAAGGUCAUGAGUGGCGUGGCCACACUCCCACCGAGGGGAAGGCCUUCAGAAAUCAACGUCUUUGGCCCCUUUGGGGGCGCCCUUCACUCUCUUGAGCCCAGAUAAUGUUUUCCGUUAAAUCUCUCUGUGUAGAUAACACAAAGGAAGACCGAGACGAUUUUCGUGGACACCCUGGAUCGGCCUCUCUUCCCACCAGCUGUCCUCUCAGCUGAGGCGUAAAGAUCCAUGUCCGUGUACAUUUUCCUCCAGGAAACAUCGGAGCGUCGGGAUUUCAAUUAAGUGCAAUAUUUGGCAAACAGCUGCUCUGAGGGAAAUCUCCUGAAAAAAAUGUGACGUGUGCCGUGAUUUGAGGGAACAGCGGGGUAGUGGAGUGUGUGGUUCAAGUCCAGUGUGGGUCAGACUCAUACAACUCAAGCUUGCUUGCUUUUCUUUGCUUUUUUUAAAGUUUACAAAUCAGUGGUUUUAGUCAGCGUACACUUAUGUAACAGUCUCUACCAUCUCAUUCCAGACUUGAGCUUUUUAAAACAAUAAACAUCAUUUCAUGAAAGUUUUGGAUUCAGGGAAGAGGGAGUCCCAGUCUCACCCCAUCUCGUGGCGGGGGCCCCUUUCACUGCCAGACUCUCGUCUGGUCCCCCAAGUCGGCUGGAAAUGCACUGUGGUCCGUCCAACCCAGGGGCUGGAACCAGGUUGCAGAUGCCGGGAAGGAAGGGGCAAGAGUGCUGUGCGGGUCUGUUUCCAUGGCCAGCGUUCCCUGUUCGCCGUGGGCCUCCGUCUCCGUGUGCGCCGAGGGCUGGAUGUAACUUAGGGCGGUGAAUCGAGCUGGGGCCUGGCCUAUUCAUGUCUCUGCAUCUUUCUGAGGCACUUUGGACAAAGCAGGGAGUGGGGUGGACGCAGAUGCUGCUGGUAGCUUAGAGGGAAGAAGGGAGACCCCUCGCCCUCGAGGUCAGGGCUCUGGGAGGUUCCAAGAAGAUGUGGGCCAUCGUCCCACGGCCCCACCCUCCCUCCGCCACCCACCCUGGCACAUGUGUCCGGAUGCUUCCCGACUUGUCAUCCGUGUGUUCCUCUCCCUGGUGAGAGAAGCGGGGGAGAAAACAGCAGCCCGGUCCCCCCCCCCCCAACAGCCGGGAGCCCCUACCAGGAGCUGCUCAGAGCUGGCUCUCUUCUGAAACGCUGGAGUGUCCACCUGCUCACCAAGUUUUUUAAAGAAUUCAAUUUCCGGUGAUUCUCAUUCGAUUUGAAAAACCUUUUUUUCGCUUGGAUAUGUUCAGGCUACACAGUGUAUUUAUUUUAGAGUCUUGUGGAAAGUUCAUGAAGCUUUUCAAUAAAUGAUACACUCCAAGGAGACUUUGUCGGUAGUUUAUUAGUCUCAGUAAACUCUCCCGCUGAUGCUUUUUUUUCACUGCCAAGGAUACUAAAUGUUGUAAAUAUACAACAGAAAGAGUGAUCUAGCUAUGGCAAAUCCUGGCAUUGGAUACCCAUGUACAUUUAAGUUGAGUCUUCCCCCCACUGUUCACUGGCAGGCAGGCGGCGUGCCGUGUAUGCCCGGAGAGGAAAGCUGGUCGUGGGCUGAUGGGUAAACACCUGCUCCCUCAGCGAACUUACACCGCGUGAUCGGAGAUGCUGGACGUUGGGUCCUAGCACUAGGGUUUUUGGUGGUGCAUUAUUUUCAUGAUCACCAGGAUAACGAUGGUUUGCUCAGGGCAAAACCAAAACCUAAAACUACUCUUUUGUGGGUUUCAUUUGAAUUGGCUAUUCCAGCUUGUAUUUUGAGUAUGAUUAAGUCAGAGCAAAACACCGCCCCCCCCCCCAACUCACCCCACCAUCAAUAAAAGUUUAAAGCCACAAUGAAGCAAUAACUAAAAAUAUUCCAUUGCCAAUUCUGGACGGUGAAAGUAGGGUGAGUCCCACGUUUCUUGCGUGUACAGUUAGUUGCGUUGCUUAUACAGUUGCUGUGAUCUGAAGAUAAACUGAAAUUUUCUGAAACUCCUCCCCUUUCCAUUCCUGGCCGUGAUGCUGUUACCCUUCCCCGUCAGUGAGCAUCCUGGUGAUGUUGGCCCUUCUCCUGCUUUGUCGCUCUUUUUUUCAUUUAAAUAUUUCCCCAUCAUGCUUCUUGCCUUUGUCUUUUUUUUCUGGUGGAGCAGGUUUAAUUAUGGGCUCAAUAGUAGGGAACUAGCUUCCCUUGGGCUUCCCUUGGGCAACUAAUUACUUAGGUCUUUGGAGUUUAAAUACCAAAUUAUUUUGCAUCAAAUGGGAACACUUUUUCCAAAUAUAGUGUAUGCACUUGGAAAAAACAUUUAAAUAUGCUUGUUAAUAGGAACAUAUAUGAUUAAACAACCUAUUUUGCAUAUUUCUAUAACCGCAAGGAACCAGGAGUGGGAUGAAAUGGCAUUCCUUUAAAUUCAGGACUUUAUCUGGAGAAAGGUGUUUUAAGAAGUUCAGCACAUGUGCUAAGGAAAGAGUUGGUCUAAAAGAUAAGCCACUGAAGAGAAUGAAAUUGACCUAUUCAUAGUAAAAGUAAAGGAGUUUUUUUUUUUUUUUUAAGGAUACAUGUAACAAGAGGGAAAACCAGAGGAUUUAAAGCAGAACGAAUCUAUAAUUUUCUAAAGUGAAUACAAUUCUCUGUUUAUAAGAAGCUGGAAAGUCAUGUACCUUGAUUGCAGUAGGAAUGAUUUAUGUGUUGCAACUUUAAUUUAUUUAAAGCGUUUUGACUCUAUUUGUCCUCAAAUGUUUCAACAAAAGUGUGCUCUCUGUUUAAGGUAUGUUUAGGCAGUAGUGAGCGGCUCUAAGCGUAGAAACUGGAAAUGUUUAUUAUGAGGUCUGUUGGAAAUUUCUGUUUUGUGGGAUAUCCUAUAGUUUCUUGUCAGCCUAAAAUUGUCAGUUCUCUGUAGCUCUUCACCCCAUUCAAAGCAGGUGCCAUUAUUUUUUAAAAGAAACACUUCAUGUUGCUUCGAUGUUAAAUAAAGAGCUAGAUUUCUUAAAUUUU
Phacochoerus africanus (Common warthog) is the source of this 5797-nucleotide messenger RNA. RefSeq names its product transmembrane and coiled-coil domain family 3 (gene TMCC3). The transcript is spliced from 4 exons. Gene Ontology annotation, cellular component: endomembrane system. NCBI's taxonomy places the organism in Eukaryota, Metazoa, Chordata, Mammalia, Artiodactyla, Suidae. The coding region runs from base 205 to 1623 and encodes 472 amino acids. The record is from RefSeq and is a predicted model, not a curated record.